Molecule: messenger RNA, 4329 nt
Organism: Lethenteron reissneri (Far Eastern brook lamprey)
Lineage: Eukaryota; Metazoa; Chordata; Hyperoartia; Petromyzontiformes; Petromyzontidae
Product: zinc finger protein OZF-like
Biological process (GO): regulation of transcription by RNA polymerase II; embryo development
Cellular component (GO): nucleus; PcG protein complex; chromatin
Molecular function (GO): DNA-binding transcription factor activity, RNA polymerase II-specific; RNA polymerase II cis-regulatory region sequence-specific DNA binding
Source: RefSeq, a predicted model, not a curated record
AAUUAUCAUCGUGGUAGUGGUGGUUGUGGUGGUGGUUGUGGUGGUUGUUGUUGUUUACCGAGGUAGAGCCUCGCUCUCUCCCGUAGGGAUGUCAAUUGAGUAGCAGCGAGCAUGGAAGCGAUGUGCACGUAGUAACUAUACAACGCGGGCCUUGCCUCCUGCCCUCGCCUGAUCGCGUUUGCUUCAAUUCUCUCGCUUAAGUUUAAUUUGUCUUCACACGGCUCGCCACUUUGUAGCUUUUUUUACUUUAAAUAUUCGUACAGGUUUUUUUUCAUUUUUUUUACCAGCCCAAGCCCGCUUGAGCUGUUAUACCGCUCUUGUUUUCAGAAGCAACCUGCCCACAACAACAACACAAGAAUUGGUCUGAUGGAGCAAAGGCACUCGGCACAGCUCGGUGCAAAAAGGCAACAAUGCGACCGGUGUGCAUACAGCACGGAUCACCCUGGACAUUUUACACAGCACCAGAUAAUUCACUCAGGAGAGAAACCCUUCAAGUGCAGUGUGUGUGACAAGGAAUUUGCAUGGUCAUCUGCUUUAAAAAAACACCAGAGAACACACACGGGAGAGAAACCCUUCAAGUGCAGUGUGUGUGGGAAGGCGUUUUUAGAUUCAUCUACUCUUGUAACACACCAGAGAACACACACGGGAGAGAAACCCUUCAAGUGCAGUGUGUGUGAGAAGGCGUUUGCACGUUCAUCUGCUCUUGUAGAACACCAGAGAACACACACGGGAGAUAAACCCUUCAAGUGCAGUGUGUGUGGGAAGGCGUUUGCACGUUCAUCUGCUCUUGUAGAACACCAGAGAACACACACGGGAGAUAAACCCUUCAAGUGCGGUGUGUGUGGGAAGGCGUUUGCACUUUCAUCUACUCUUGUAGACCACCAGAGAACACACACAGGAGAGAAACCCUUCAAGUGCAGUGAGUGUGGGAAGGCAUUUGCACAGUCAUCUGCUCUUGUAACACACCAGACAACACACACGGGAGAGAAACUCUUCAAGUGCAGUGUUUGUGGGAAGGCGUUUGCACUUUCAUCUACUCUUGUAACACACCAGAGAACACACACGGGAGAAAAACCCUUCAAGUGCAGUGUGUGUGGGAAGGCGUUUGCACAGUCAAAUUCUCUUGUAGAACACCAGAGAACACACACCGGAGAAAAACCCUUCAAGUGCAGUGUGUGUGGGAAGGCGUUUGCACAGUCAUCUCCUCUUAUAGCACACCAGAGAACACACACGGGAGAGAAACCCUUCAAGUGCAGUGUGUGUGGGAAGGCGUUUGCACAGUCAUCUCCUCUUGUAGCACACCAGAGAACACACACGGGAGAGAAACCCUUCAAGUGCAGUGUGUGUGGGAAGGCAUUUGCAAAUUCAUCUCCUCUUGUAGAACACCAGAGAACACAUACGGGGGAGAAACCCUUCAAGUGCAGUGUGUGUGGGAAGGCGUUUGCACGCACGGAUCAUCCUGGAAAUUUGACACGGCACCAGAGAACACACACGGGAGAGAAACCCUUCAAGUGCAGUGUGUGUGGGAAGGCAUUUUCACAGUCAUCUUCUCUUGAAAAACACCAGAGAACACACACGGGAGAGAAACCCUUCAAGUGCAGUGUGUGUGGGAAAGCGUUUGCACAGUCAUCUGCUCUUGUAGAACACCAGAGAACACACACGGGAGAGAAACCCUUCAAGUGUAGUGUGUGUGGGAAGGUGUUUACACUUUCAUCUACUCUUGUAACACACCAGAGAACACACACGGGAGAGAAACCCUUCAAGUGCAGUGUGUGUGGGAAGGCGUUUGCACAGUCAUCUGCUCUUGUAGCACACCAGAGAACACACACGGGAGAGAAACCCUUCAAGUGCGGUGUGUGUGGGAAGGCGUUUGCACAUUCAUCUCCUCUUGUAGCACACCAGAGAACACACACGGGAGAGAAACCCUUCAGGUGCAGUGUGUGUGGGAAGGCGUUUGCACAUUCAUCUCUUCUUGUAGCACACCAGAGAACACACACGGGAGAGAAACCCUUCAAGUGCAGUGUGUGUGGGAAGGCAUUUGCCCGUUCAUCUGCUCUUGGAGAACACCAGAGAAAACACACGGGAGAGAAACCCUUCAAAUGCACUCUGUGUAGGAAGGCGUUUUCACAGUCAUCUGCUCUUAAAAAACACCAGAGAACACACACGGGAGAUAAACCCUUCAAGUGCAGUGUGUGUGGGAAGGCGUUUGCACGUUCAUCUGCUCUUGUAAUACACCAGAGAACACACACAGGAGAGAAACCCUUCACGUGCAGUGUGUGUGGGAAGGCGUUUACACUUUCAUCUACUCUUGUAAUACACCAGAGAACACACACAGGAGAGAAACCCUUCAAGUGCAGUGUGUGUGGGAAGGCGUUUGCACGUUCAUCUGCUCUUGUAGAACACCAGAGAACACACACGGGAGAGAAACCCUUCAGGUGCACUCCGUGCAGGAAAGCAUUUACACUUUCACCAAAUCUUCAAAGACACCAGAGAACACACAAGCAUCAGAAGAUCCACAAGGAGUGGAGUCUGAAAUCAGCUUGUGAAAGUCCAAGUGCCGCGAGCCCAUCCCUCAUCAAACAAGAACCGGAAGAAAAUCCCGGUUUGGACACUUUUAAAGGUAUCAAGGUGAAAUAUGAAGAGGUGAAGGUGAAAUGUGACGAAGUGAUGGUUAAGAGCGAAGAAGUGAAGGUAAAAUGUGAAGCUGAAGAUUCAAAAUCGGACCGUCAAAUCGAUGGAGGCAACGUGAAGCAGGAGGAAAAUUCUGACUGCGAGGCAGAGCUAUGCAACUCCCAGCAGUUUGUGGAAGUGGAGGUGUGGGUGGACUUCCUCCGAGACAAUACAAAGUCAAAUGGAGACCCGGUAGAUGUGUAAGCUUGAGACGAUGUCGCUCCAAUAGAUGCACCUUUGUCACAGGCCUUGAACCAAGAAUGUUAAGUUGAACACUCAAUUCCUAGAUUCAACCUGCAGUUUAAGAGCGGCCAGUCUUUUGUGGACCUGUGCGUUGGGUAGAUCUCUCUAACCAGGAGCGAGAGUCCAUAAGCUGCCAAGCAGUCACUGUUAUCAAUUGCAUUUUUAUGGUGCUUGCAAAAUUGCCUUUGGCAAUUCGGAGUUUUGUAGCGUAUAUCGUCUCAAACACUCGAAGAGCAUCCCCAAGUAGCAGCUGCCCUCGUGUGGCACAAGGUGUGGUGGCCCUGCACCGGCCUGCAUGUGGACAAGAGCCUGUCCGUAGGGGGCAAUGGUUGAUGUGGCAUCCCAGUUGUGUAGGUUGUAGGUAAUGUUUAAAAUUUGCUACAUUUUCACCCAGACGCCAGCAUGCAAUGGCCUACUCGUUUUGAAUGGCGCAAUAGUAUGGUUGUACAUACACUGUUAAGCAGACGGUGGUAUUUUUUUUAUAUCUUGUUACUACGAUGUAACCUGAUGCAGUAUAUUUUAAGUGCAGUAAUUUAAUUUUUAUUAAUAAUUGUCAAUAAUUAAAAAUUAAUACUUGUCUGAUUGUGUACGUACAUGUAACAUUUUGUCUGAGGGUCAAACAUUGAAUAAGUGAUGGUACGACGAAAUGUGUGUUUUGGAAGCAACCUGUACAGAACUUGGGUGAGACCCGUUGUUCUUGUGAUACAGGUCAAAGGGUAUUUUUGUGUUUUCAGGAAGCAUCUGCCUCUGGAGCAACUCAUUGUCUUUGAAAUAGGGAGCACACUCAGAUCAUCAGUUAAAAGGCAUACCACUCAAAAGUUACACGAAAAGGAGGAACACGAAUUAUAAUUUUAUCUUGCGUGUUGACGUAGAUUUUGUCGAACUAGGACUAGAAAUGCUCCUUGCUGAUUAACGUCUGGAUGUUCGAAACUAUCGGUUGAAGCAAGCCCGGCUGCUGUUGAGACGCUGUGCACCAAUAAGGGCCACAGGUGGUUUGCACUGAAUGAUGCACUCCCAGAAGGCUGUGCUAGUUAUCGUUUGUGUAAAACAUUCCUUUGUUUCGUGGAGAGAUCGAUAAAUGAAAGAUGUGGUGUCUACUGAUCUGCUUCAUAGCAAGGAGGUAAUUUUAAGAGCACAUUUUUAAUGCAUUUUUGGUUAAGAUUUAUAUUCGGUUACAUGACAGAGCACAUUUAGGAGAUACAUUCUCCACAACAGCACUCAUUCAAAUUUUGCUUAGCGUCUUAUAUGUUGGUGAACUAGGACAAAUGCUCCUUGUCCAUUAACAUCUGGAUAUUUACAACCAUGGGUUGAAGCAAGCCUGAACGCCUGUGGUGCCCCUCACAACCAUUUAUGGCCAUGGGCUAGGAAAGUCACGAAAAUUGCACACGAGCGACGCAUCCACGCAAGCUCCCGAUG